Pseudonaja textilis is the source of this 1192-nucleotide messenger RNA. NCBI's taxonomy places the organism in Eukaryota, Metazoa, Chordata, Lepidosauria, Squamata, Elapidae. The record is from RefSeq and is a predicted model, not a curated record.
UGCUGUCCUACAAGAUCGAAGAGCUGGGGGAAGAUCUCAAGGCCCAUUACAAAAUAGACGAAUUCUCCUCUCUGGUGGUGCCUGCGCAGGAGCCUGUGACCGUCUUGGGCCAGAUUGCGUGCGAUUCAAAUGGGAAACUGAACCCCCAAUCCAUCAUCCUAGAAGGGGACCGCGAACACUCGUCGGGGGCUUUCAUCCCCGUCGACAUUUCUGAGCUCACGGAUUAUUCACUGUUUCCAGGACAGGUUGUAGUCAUGGAAGGAAUGAACAGCACUGGCAAGAAGUUGGUUGCAUCCAAACUCUAUGAGGGAGUGCCUCUUCCUUUCCAGAAGCCCACAGAAGCAGCCACAGAUCCGGAACCUCGGCUGGUCUUGGUUGCCUGUGGGCCCUACACCACCUCGGACAGCAUCGCCUAUGAGCCCAUGGUGGACCUGAUUGAGAUCAUCAAUAAGGACAAGCCGGACGUUUGCAUUUUGCUCGGUCCCUUCGUUGAUUCAAAGCACAAACAAGUCGAGGAAGGGCAGUUGAUCAUGUUGUACGAUGAGGUCUUCAAGAGGUGUUUGAAGACUAUCAUUGAAGGCACAAGGAGUGCCGGCUCCCACCUUGUGGUUGUGCCUUCAUUGAGGGACGUACACCAUGUGUGCAUAUAUCCCCAACCACCUUUCGUCUGUGAACUCGCCAAAGAAGACCGACAGCGAGUGCUCUUCGUCCCCGAUCCCUGCACCUUAGAGAUCGACGGGGUGAUUUUCGGCUUAACCUCGGUGGAUUUGCUCUUUCACAUGGGAGCGGAAGAAAUCAGCCGCUCUUCCAAUCUUCAGGAUCGUUUUUCCCGAAUUCUCAAACACAUCCUGACUCAGCGGAGGUAAGCCACUUUGGAACGUGGUUUGUGUUUUGUUCUAGAAUUUGCCGCCUGCCACGAAAACAGACACACCCCAACUGCAGUUUGUGUCCAUGCUGGGCCCAGGGGAGGAUUGGGAUUUAAAGGGAGGCUUUCUGCCUCCUCAAACAAUGUAUGGGACAAAGGGAGAUUCUAGUCCUCAUGGUUAUGAAUAGAGCAUUGGUUCAUUAUAUUUAAAAAAAAAUCUAUGCUCAAUUAGCUGUAGCUUGGUGAAGUUUCAAACGUGGCUUUUCAGGAAAUGGGCCGAGAAAAGAACUAAAUCUUCAGACAUACAAAAAAGCUUCAUAGGAUUGA